This is a messenger RNA of Lolium rigidum, 1811 nucleotides long. RefSeq lists its product as uncharacterized. NCBI's taxonomy places the organism in Eukaryota, Viridiplantae, Streptophyta, Magnoliopsida, Poales, Poaceae. The coding region runs from base 206 to 1402 and encodes 398 amino acids. The transcript has 10 exons. The record is from RefSeq and is a predicted model, not a curated record.
CUCCUCCUCCUCCUCCCCCGUCGAGCAACCAUGCGUCAGGCUGUGGGAGUGGUGGCUGGCGAGGGUGGAAGGGGAAGAGCGGAAGCUCGCAGUCUCCGGGUACACUGAAAAGAACGAGGCAUUCACCUCCGCACCCAUAGCAAAGCGUUAUGAGCCUCUUACAAUUGAAGACGAGGACGGGGUUGUGGUGCUCCUUGUUGGUUCAAUGAGCUCGCCACGAAUGCAAGAAAAUGGAUUUUCUGCGCAGAUCUGCGAGAGGUUCAUGAUUGGAUUUCCGUUCUGGUGGGAGACCUGGGAUUCACACAUGGAAAAUUUCCCGGAAUUUUUUAUCGAUCCACGAGAGGGUUCAACUCAAUUUUACUUGCAGAAAUUCCAGCUAGGCAAUUUUCUUGAAUCAUUAGGACCUUCAUUCAUCCAGAACCUUCUUAAGGAUGCUAAGAACAACACAUUCGAUGAGGCUGAUACCUUCGCAGAGUGUUCAAGAUUUGAGGAGUACACUUGUGGCAGUGAUAUCUCAACACAGGAAAAAUCUGCAGAAUCAAAUGAUGCCGGACCAGCACUUGUAGCUAGUGAGGUGGAUAAUGUGGAAACAGACUUGAUUGCGAGCAGCCCUUCGCAACAAAAAGAUAAUGUAGACAUUCAUUGUAGUUUAAUUCUUGGUCCCACAAAAACAGGUACUAGCGAUGAGACUUGCCAAGAGACAGGAAUUCAGAAUGAUACGAUUCAUCCAGCAGCAGUGGAACUGGAAGCUGGUAGCCAUCUUGUCAACUCCAAUUUGAUUUUCAGUAGGUCCCCUGACUGUAUGCCCUUGGAAGAUGAAAAUACCAGUGCUGGAAACUCAGAGGGCAUGGUGUCUAAAUGUCUUUUAGAUGCAGUACCACCUGAAAAGGAUAAUUUCUGCUCAGACAUUGCCGGCACUUUGCAAGGUGUUGAACCCUUAAGUUAUGAAAGUACCCCACUGGCUUCAUUGAAGAAUCAAGUCUGCUUGGAAGGAACUGAGCCCAUCACAGUUACUCAGAAGGCAGUACAAAAUGUAGAUACAUCAACUCCAGUUCAUUCAGAUGCGCAAUCUCUGGAAAAAAUUGUAGGCCCAGCAGAGAAGCAAAAAUCUGCACAGAAACUGUUGAGGACUCCUACUAAAUCGCCAAUGGCUAGAAGUCCUAUUUUAUAUGCACAUCAUCUUCCGCUUACUCGUGCGAGGGCCCACUCAUUAUCUAUCUCAACACCUGAAUCUCUCAAAAUGAAAAAAACAAGAUCAGGUCGUGUGGUAGUACCCCCAUUUGAUCCAGGAAGCGAAAGGAUUGUCUAUAACAUGAAUGGUAUGAUUUCAGGCGUAUCUCCUGUGUCUCAAUCACCUCUCGAAGGGAGUCAUGCGAGAAAGAGAAAGAGAAGGGCUCUCUGAGUGACUUCCUGGCACACAGUUGCUGCUGUUCGUUCAGAAGAUACUAAUACUUCCAGGCCAUGACAUUUUGAGAAGGGCUCUCUGAGUGGCUCCGGGGCUUGCAUUUGCUGAUGUUCGUCAAGAAGACGCUAACACUUUGGGACCAUGACAUUUCUCUGAUGUACAUGGAGUUCAUAAGAAUCUGUACCAGUGCUUCAUUGGAAGCAUAUGUAACCAAGAGCUUAAUUGGCAACCAGAUAGCUUUUGAUAUCUUUGCCUGGUGCCAUGGUCACAACUUGCUGCUCACGUUUGUGAUGCAUCUCCAACUGUAGGGGACUAGAGGCCACCCUAAGAUCUCAGUUACCAACUUGAAAAAGGAGUCUUGACAAGUUGAUAUGAAUGAAAUUAGAAGGUACAAAGUUUGUAGCUC